CGGUCAUUCACUGCAACUACAUUGCGGACACUGGGCUGUCCUCUCUCCCGGACUCUGCAGCCUCUCCCCCGGACUGUCCAGCCUUUCUCCCACGGACUCUGCAGCCUUUCCCCCAGACUGUCCAGCCUCUCUCCCACGGACUCUGCAGCCUCUCCCUCGGACUGUCCAGCCUCUCUCCCCCGGACUCUGCAACCUCUCCUCCGGACUGUCCAGCCUCUCUCCCCCGGAUUCUGCAGCCAUGCCCGCGGAACCAGAGAUCCCUAAAGAGGUGCCCGAGGGACAGCCCAUGGACCUGGCUGUGGAGGAUGUCACUGGCACCUCACUCACUCUCCAAUGGAACCCACCCAAAUACAUUGGCUCUGCUGGCUUGGCAGGAUACAUUGUGGAAUAUCGAAAGGAAAGCACUGAAACCUGGGUUGCUGUUAAUAAGGAAGUGACCACAAAAACUGUGAUGGUGAUUAAAAACCUGACCGAAGAUGACAAGGUUCAGGCUCGGGUUAAAGCGGUUCACGGUGAUGGUGGAACUGGCACUACUGUCUUUCCAGAGCUAGUGCUAAUCAAGCAGCCCAUCGAUGCUCCCAAAAUCCGUUUGCCUCGCAACUUGAGGGAAACCUUUAUUAGGAAAGUUGGGCAGACAUUAAAUCUCUCCAUACCCAUCCAGGGCAACCCUCAACAUUCCAUAACCUGGACAAAGGAUGAGCAACCAGUGGACACAGCCCGUGUCAAUAUCCGGAAUAGCCCCAGGGACACAAUCUUAUUCAUCAGGAAGCUGGAGAGAGGGGAUUCAGGAAAGUACAAGCUGACGGCCCAGAUAGACACCCUGGUGGAUGAUGUGGUCAUUGACAUCCAGAUUGUGGAAAAGCCUGGUCCUCCACAGAACUUGAAGAUGUUGGACGUGUGGGGAUUUAACGUGGCAUUGGAGUGGCAGCCACCAAAGGACAAUGGAAAUGCUGAAAUCAGUGGCUACACAAUUCAGAAAGCUGACAAAAAAACAGGGGAAUGGUUCACUGUGCUGGAGAAGUGCCAUCCCUGCUCCUACACCAUCUCUGACCUGGUGAUGGGAAAUCGCUACAACUUUCGAGUCUUCUCCGAGAACUUGUGUGGACUCAGUGAGACUGCAGCGCAGUGCAAGGACGCGGCCUACAUCCCUAAAAUAAGUACUACAUACAAUCCCCCUGUGUACCAAGAGAAAGACUUCACUGAACCCCCUAAAUUCACGCAGCCCCCGGCAGAUAAGACUGCGACUGUGGGAUUCACCACCAAACUCUUCUGCAGCGUGAGAGGAAACCCCAAGCCCAAAAUCAGUUGGUUGAAGAACCAAAUGUUGCUUGACCAAGACCCCAAAUUCAGAGCUCUGACAAAUGAGGGGAUCUGUACACUUGAGAUCCGCAAGCCUAGCCCCUUCGACGGAGGAGUCUACACAUGUAAAGCAGUCAAUGCACUAGGAGAAGCGGUAGCAGACUGCAGGCUUGAUGUGAAAGCUGUCCCUGUGCCCCAGUGAAGAUUGGAACCAUUGGAACAGCCCCUCUGGACAGAUGCGUUUAACGUCAUUGCCCUCGUGCCUCGUAGACUUGAAGGACAGACUCCAGCUGUCCUCUGUGCUGAACUCAGCUGAAAUUUAGUUAACAUUUAUUGAAAGCUUUAUGUAUCUGUGAAUCCCACUGUAAGCCGCACAGCGGGUAAAUUUUCCUUUCCUUCGUAUGUCUCUUCCCCUGAAAUAAUAAUAUUUGAAAUCAUGUGUGACAUUAGUAGAGGAGUGACAUUGAAACUUGACACUGUGCAAAUAAAAACUAUACACAGG
Messenger RNA from Carcharodon carcharias (great white shark), 1801 nucleotides. It is a transcript of the gene mybpha, whose product is annotated as myosin binding protein Ha. Gene Ontology annotation, molecular function: protein binding. Bases 239 to 1501 code for a protein of 420 amino acids. NCBI's taxonomy places the organism in Eukaryota, Metazoa, Chordata, Chondrichthyes, Lamniformes, Lamnidae. The transcript has 11 exons. The record is from RefSeq and is a predicted model, not a curated record.